UUGAUUGUAGAUAUGUUUAACAUGGAUGGCCUCUCCCUCACAAAACAUUUCUGCUUGGUAAUUUUUAUUUUUUUAGGAUCUGACGUCACACCUAACAACAGAGGAUUGUGGGAAGAUAUGGCGUCCAGCUUGACAACAUGUGACAGCAGCAGAAGAACGCUGCUGUGGUCUGCGCAAAGGUAAGGCUUCGAGGGCUUUACGAUGGAGGGAGACGCGCUGCCGCACAAGCGCUUCAUCUGCUCAUUCCCGCCGUGCGCGGCGGCCUACGACAAGCAGUGGAAGCUGGACGCCCACCUGUGCUCGCACACCGGCAUUAGGCCACACGCGUGUCCGCAAGACGGCUGCGCGAAGUCCUUCUGCACCCCGUACCACUUGGCCCGCCACCAGCUCACCCACAGCGGCCUGCGUCCCUUCCAGUGCUCGGCGGAAAAUUGCAAGGAAGCCUUCAGGACCAACGCGAGCCGCGCGCGACACUUUGGCCGCGUGCACGCCGCCACGCCAGAGAGCAAGCGCUACGCGUGCACGGCGGACGGCUGCGGUGCACUUUUCAAGAAGCACCGGCAGCUCAAGGCGCACGUGAGCGAACGCCACACUCACUUACCUGCCUACGCCUGCCCGCACGACGGCUGCGCCAUGCGCUUCAACUUCCCGAGCCGCCUCAAGCGACACCUCAAGGUUCACCAAGGCUAUCCCUGCAACCACUCGGGCUGCACCUUCAGAGGUUCCACCUGGACAGAGUUCGUGAGGCACCGCAAGGAGCAGCACCAAACGCAAGUGUUAUGUCAGGAAUGCGGCAAGGCUUUUCGGGACUCCUGGUUCCUGGAGCAGCAUCAGCGCGUCCACGCCGACACGCGGCUGGUGUACCGGUGCCCGCGCGACGACUGCGACCGCUCCUUCACCACCACCUUCAACCUGCAGAGCCACUUGCGGUCCUUUCACGACGGGCUGCGACCUUUCGCCUGCGACCACCCGGGAUGCAGCCGGACCUUCGCCAUGAAGCAGAGUCUGCUGCGGCACGGAGUCGUACACGACCCGCAGCGGAAGAAGAUGGCGCGGCCCAAGAGGUCACUGCCGUCCCGGUUGAGUGGAUGCAGUGACAAGAUGGCAAAAGAGAAGUUGGCAGAGACGCAAAAGCCCCCCGGGCCGGUGGAGUUGGUCCAUCUCUUGCAGGACACAUCGCUGCUGGGUGAGCCACCUCAGGACCUGUCAGCGGCGUUGACGUCGCCGCUCACAAUUUAGAUGAACCAUUUAUUAAAUAAAA
Hippocampus comes (tiger tail seahorse) is the source of this 1261-nucleotide messenger RNA. Its product is annotated as transcription factor IIIA-like. Bases 202 to 1239 code for a protein of 345 amino acids. Gene Ontology annotation, cellular component: nucleus. Lineage: Eukaryota; Metazoa; Chordata; Actinopteri; Syngnathiformes; Syngnathidae. The transcript is spliced from 2 exons. The record is from RefSeq and is a predicted model, not a curated record.